CAACGCCAACUUGACUCUGCACAUAAGCACCUGCCCCUCUGGCGCAAGGGCGCACACCCAAUUGGAACGCACGUGGCACGCAAGGAAAUUAUGCAACACACCAAGACCAAACAGCCUUCGCCGUGCACUCAUUUCAGCUCAGCCAUGCCUGCCGACGAGAGGCGAAAGGUGAUUGUCGUAGGCGAUGCCAACUGCGGCAAGGCUAGCCUCUUGGGCGUCUUCGUCCACGGCUGCUUCCCCGAAGUCAGCACUGGUAUGUCCUUUGAGGAAUGCCAUGCCAGUCUGACCGUGGGUACAGAAGAGGUCUACCUGACGUUGUGGAACACGUCGGGCCAAGAAGACUAUCACAAUCUGCGGCCUGUCUCCUACCUGGAUGCCGAUGUCUGUAUCGUCUGCUUUUCCAUUGGCAGCCACGAUUCUCUGGAGUCGGCGUCAGAGAGAUGGGCAAAAGAGGUGAGACUUUGA
This is a messenger RNA of Dibothriocephalus latus, 465 nucleotides long. Lineage: Eukaryota; Metazoa; Platyhelminthes; Cestoda; Diphyllobothriidea; Diphyllobothriidae. The record is from the annotation of a GenBank genome assembly.